AUGGCCACCAAAAGAAAGCCAGAGAGCCAAGAGUCUUUCAGAGUCCCGAUCGAGGAGAGCGAUGAACUUGUCAUUACGCCAUUGGGUGCAGGGCAAGAGGUUGGACGAUCAUGUCACCUUUUGGAGUUUAAAGGAAAGAAAAUUAUGCUGGACUGUGGAAUACACCCCGGCCUGAAUGGCAUGGCUUCCCUACCUUUUCUGGAUCUUGUGGAUGUAGAGGAGAUUGAUCUACUGUUGAUGAGUCACUUUCAUCUGGAUCAUUGUGGUGCAUUACCUUUCUUUCUGGAGAAAACAGAAUUCAAAGGCAGAUGUUUUAUGACACAUGCUACCAAAGCUAUAUUUCGAUGGUUGUUGUCAGAUUAUGUAAAAGUCAGUAAUAUUGCCACAGAUGACAUGUUAUAUACAGAAAAAGAUAUAGAAAACAGUAUGGAUAAGAUAGAAACCAUCAAUUUUCACCAGGAAGUGGAAAUCAACGGAAUCAAAUUUUGGUGCUAUACUGCAGGACAUGUAUUAGGUGCAGCUAUGUUUAUGAUAGAAAUUGCUGGUGUAAAGAUAUUAUAUACUGGAGACUUUUCCCGACAAGAAGACAGACAUUUAAUGGCAGCUGAAAUCCCAAAUGUUCAUCCUGAUGUAGUCAUAAUUGAAUCCACAUAUGGUACACAUAUUCAUGAAAAAAGGGAAGACAGGGAGGCAAGAUUUACUGGACUAGUCCAUGAUAUAGUGAGCAGGGGAGGCAGAUGUCUCAUUCCCGUGUUUGCAUUAGGUCGAGCCCAAGAGUUGCUGCUAAUUCUAGAUGAGUAUUGGAGUAAUCACCCUGAGUUACACGACAUUCCUAUCUACUAUGCUUCAUCUCUCGCAAAAAAGUGUAUGAGCGUUUAUCAGACAUACAUCAAUGCUAUGAAUGAAAAGAUUCGCAGACAGAUCACCAUCAGCAACCCGUUUGUCUUCAAACACAUAUCUAAUCUCAAGAGCAUGGAGCACUUCGAGGAUAUUGGCCCCUCUGUUGUACUGGCCAGUCCUGGUAUGAUGCAAAGUGGUCUGUCUCGUGAACUGUUUGAGAAUUGGUGUACAGACAAACGAAAUGGCUGUAUAAUUGCUGGGUACUGUGUGGAAGGCACACUGGCCAAGCAUAUACUUUCCGAGCCAGAUGAAAUUGUGACGAUGGCUGGACAGAAGUUACCAAUGAAAUGUUCAGUGGAUUAUAUAUCAUUCUCAGCACAUACUGACUAUCAACAGACCAGCGAGUUUCUACGGGCACUUAAACCCCCACAUGUGGUACUUGUACAUGGCGAGCAAAAUGAGAUGUCCCGUUUGAAGGCAGCACUGAUCCGGGAGUACGAGGAUGACACAGAGUACCAGAUGUUGGUCCACAAUCCUCGUAACACUGUCCCUGUUACUCUCCACUUCAGGGGAGAAAAGAUGGCCAAGGUUGUUGGAAAGUUGGCUGCAGAAAAACCUAUCCAAGACCAAAAAGUGACAGGGAUUUUGGUGAAACGGAAUUUCAACUAUCACAUAAUGCACCCAAGUGAUUUGUCAAGCUAUACAGACCUAGCCAUGGCCACAGUGACACAGAGGUUGAGUAUCGCCUACACUGGUACCAUCAAUCUGCUGCGCUACUACCUCAAUCAGUUGUCUGGCGAUGUAGAGCAGUACAUGUCAAAUGACAAACCUGCCCUUAAGAUUUUCAAGGCUGUUACUGUGCUGGUGGAACCCAAGAUGGCUGUCGUGGAGUGGGUUGCUAACCCAGUGACAGACAUGUAUGCUGAUGCUGUGGUUACUGUUGUACUGCGAGCCGAGACGGACCCAAUGCCACAUAAAUAUGUACCACCUGCUGUGAAAGUGGACCGUGGACACAUCACAGAGUGUUUGAUCGAGAUGUUCACAGAUAUGUUUGGAACUGAUAGUGUUGGAAAGUUCAUAAAGGGAGACAAGAUGACAAUCACCAUCGAUGAUAACACAGCCGUCAUUAAUAUAGACACAUUAGAUGUGAAAUGCGAGGAUGAAACUCUACAUCAAGUCAUACAAACAAGUGUAUCCAAAUUAAUGUUGGCCAUCUCUCCUAUCCGACAGCCAGCUCACUGACAUCUACAAUACAGAAACUGUACACAGUAGAACCGCUGUAGUGUGGACUAAUUAAAGUUGCACAGAACUGUUUUACCGGAAAAAAAUGGAAAAUUCAUUUUUCCAUAUUGAAGAAUCUCCAACAUAAAACUGUUUAAAAAUGAAGGGGUGAGAUGGGUGGCAUCUCCAUAGUGACUAUACUGGUUGGCAUCUCUACAGAGACUUUACUGAAGACAGUUGGGUGGCAUCUCUACAGUGACUAUACUGAAGACAGUUGGGUGGCAUCUCUACAGUGACUUUACUGAAGACAGAUGGUUGGCAUCUCUACAGUGACUAUACUGAAGACAGAUGGGUGGCAUCUCUACAGUAACUAUACUGAAGACAGAUGGGUGGCAUCUCUACAGUGACUUUACUGAAGACAGAUAGUUGGCAUCUCUACAGUGACUUUACUGAAGACAGAUGGUUGACAUCUUUAGAGUGACUUUACUGAAGACAGUUGGGUGGCAUCUCCACAGUGUCUAUACUAAAGACAGAUGGUUGGCAUCUCUACAGUGUCUAUACUGAAGACAGAUGGUUGGCAUCCCUACAGCAUCUAUACUGAAGACAGAUGGGUGGCAUCUCUACAGUGUUUAUACUGAAGACAGAUGUUGGCAUCUCUACAGUGACUAUACUGAAGACAGAUGGUUGGCAUCUCUACAGUAACUAUACUGAAGACAGAUGGUUGGCAUCUCUACAGUGACUAUACUGAAGACAGAUGGUUGGCACCUCUACAGUGACUAAACUGAAGACAGAUGGUUGGCAUCUCUAUAGUGACUCUACUGAAGACAGAUGGUUGGCAUCUCUACAGUGACUUUACUGCAUAAUUUAAGAUCUGAGUGCUGAAGAUAAAUAAUUGUUGCUGUAUUAUAUUAUGAUACUAGUGCAAUGUUUUAUUCUGUUCUGUUGUAAUGAGAGUGAAAGGUUUUGUGUCUGAGAAAGUCAUGAACGUAAGUGUAACAUUUAAAUCAGUUUGAUGUUCUUUUGUUGUCUUUAAAUUGGCAUGUUCACUUCACAUGGUGAAUGUAUCUUCAGUAAUGUGCAUUUUACAUUACACAAGAUGAUAGUCGCUCAUUCUGAUCAAGUUUUUUGUUUCUUUUCUUUUUUUCUCAUUUUUUCAAAAGAAGUCAUCUUUAUAAUGUAUAAGAAUUGAGAAUAAUUGAACUGACAUAAUUUCUGUUUAUGGUAAUCUAAAAAGAGUUACGAUGUAACUAAGCUGAUCAUUAGUCAAUACAGAUAGGUAAUCAGGAUAGGGAAAACUUGGUAUCUCUAACAAUGAAAGGAUAGGACAGAUUUGUAUAUCCUGGAUAGUGUCAUCCUCACAGUGUGUGAUAAUCAAGUAGAAUUUUAUUUGGUUCCCAACUCUAAUAGGAUUUGAUGGUAGCUUACACAACUUUGUUUUAUACAAAUACUUAUACCUAAAUGUAAUUAAAAAUUUUUUCAAAAUUCUUUAAUUUGUUAACUCAUUCAGACAGUAUUAGGAUGAUGUAUAACUUUUUUUACAAGGUAAUAAGUUUCAUUUUAAGACAAAUAAGAGAAAUAUUUGAAGAUUAAUUAUUUCUUUUGUGUAUGUAAAUGAAAUAGGAAUAACAUAAAAGAUACCCUUAAAUCUUCAAUAACACCAAUAUUAACCUUUGCCCCUUCCCCAUCUAACUUUUUGUUUGUCUCGGACACUAAAGAUGGAAGAUUUUCAAAGAUUAAGCCAGGUGUACCCAAAAAUUGUGAAGUCUUACAAUUGUUAUCCAAAUCUUGUUGGUAUGAAUAUUUCACUACUGCAUUUAUAGGUCAAUAUGAAUUCCCACAAACCAAUAGUAAACAUUGAUCUGUUUCACAUUGGUCGGCCGUGUCUUAAUUACAGCAUUAUAUCAUUACAUGUGAAUAACAAAAAGUGCUGCUAGCUUUGUUGAAAACAUUGAACUUCUAUAGAUAAUGAUAUGAGCAUUGUCAUCACAUCAUCUACAUCAUUGUUGUUAUCAUCUAUCAAUCAUACAGAAGAAAUGUUGUUAUUAAAAUAUUGCUUCAGUCUAAA
This is a messenger RNA of Ylistrum balloti, 4126 nucleotides long. Its product is annotated as cleavage and polyadenylation specificity factor subunit 3-like. NCBI's taxonomy places the organism in Eukaryota, Metazoa, Mollusca, Bivalvia, Pectinida, Pectinidae. Gene Ontology annotation, biological process: mRNA 3'-end processing by stem-loop binding and cleavage. The coding region runs from base 1 to 2082 and encodes 693 amino acids. Gene Ontology annotation, cellular component: mRNA cleavage and polyadenylation specificity factor complex. Gene Ontology annotation, molecular function: RNA endonuclease activity; 5'-3' exonuclease activity; RNA binding. The record is from RefSeq and is a predicted model, not a curated record. The transcript has 17 exons.